AUGGCGGGCGGCCUGCCCCCAGGGUACCGCUUCUACCCGACGGAAGAGGAGCUGAUAUCCUUCUACCUGCGUAACAAGCUGGACAACCUCCGCGACGACAUCGAGCGCGUCAUCCCCGUCGUCGACGUCUACUCCGUCGACCCCUGGCAGCUCCCAGGGAUUCACGAGAUGCUGCGCGGCGGCGGCGCCGGGGAGGGGGAGCCGUGGUUCUACUUCUGCCCGCGGCAGGAGCGGGAGGCGCGGGGUGGGCGGCCCAGCCGGACGACGCCGUCGGGGUACUGGAAGGCCGCGGGCACGCCCGGGGUCGUCUACUCCACCGCCGAUCACGACCGCCGCGCCAUCGGGAUGAAGAAGACCAUGGUGUUCUACCGCGGCCGCGCGCCGUCGGGGACCAAGACCAAGUGGAAGAUAAACGAGUACAGGGCGCUCCAGUACGAAGCCCCCGUCCCCGGCCCCGGCUCCGCCGCCGUCGGAGUUGGAGUCGGAACUGACGGGUCCUCGUCGUCGUCGUCGCGCCCACCACCACGCCGCCGCUGUACCCGUACCACCACCACCAAACGUUGCCCCGCAGCCGCAGGCGCCAGGGCAACUUGGUCGAUGUUGCAGCAGAGGGGCGAGUUUAGCCUGUGUCGACUCUACACCAAAUCUGGGACCCUGAGACAGUUUGACCGGCGGCCGCUCGCAGCUGCGCGAGGCGUCGUCGUCCCUGGCGAGGACCCGGCGGGGCCGUCCACGGCAGUCGCCGCGUCGCCGCCGGAUGAUGACGAUGGCUCCGGCAGCAGCUCCAUGCAACAGCAGCAGCUGACGGAGAGAGGUGCCAACGAUCCAUACGGUGACGACGACGUGGCGGCGACGACGGAGAGAGAAGGUGCCCACGAUCCUUUCGGUGACGACGUGGCCAUCUUGGAUGCCCUUUUAUACUGGCCCGGAGACUAG
Molecule: messenger RNA, 936 nt
Organism: Miscanthus lutarioriparius
Lineage: Eukaryota; Viridiplantae; Streptophyta; Magnoliopsida; Poales; Poaceae
Source: the annotation of a GenBank genome assembly